AUGGGGAUCCUCGACAUCGUACCUGCUGGUGUUUUGACUGGCGAAAACGUUGUCAAAUUAUUCAACUACGCCAAAGAACACAAGGCGAGAAAAUCUCGAUAUAAUGUUACUUCCUCUUCCACAGCCAACGCAUGCUUAGAGGCCGCACGAGACAUCAAAUCUCCCAUCAUACUCCAAGUCUCUCAAGGCGGUAGUGCAUACUUUGCAGGCAAAGGCCUUGCCAAUGAUAAGCAACAGGCUUCCAUCGCCGGUGCUAAAGCGGCUGCGCUCCACAUUCGGACUGUUGCUCCUAUGUAUGGUGUUCCCGUAGUGCUCCACUCUGAUCACUGUGCUGAGAAGCUCCUUCCGUGGUUUGACGGUAUGCUUGAGGCCGAUGAAGCCUACUACAAAGAACAUGGAGAGCCUCUAUUUUCAUCUCACAUGCUUGACCUUUCCGAAGAGCCUAAGGAACAAAACAUUGCCACUUGUGUCAAAUAUUUCAAACGUAUGGCACCGAUGGGCAUCUGGCUCGAAAUGGAAAUCGGCAUUACAGGUGGUGAGGAAGACGGUGUCGAUAACACUAGCGUGGAUAAUUCCCGCCUAUACACUCAACCGGAGGAUAUUUGGGAUGUUUAUAGCGCGUUAAGUGCAAUCGCUCCCCACUUCAGCAUCGCUGCUGGGUUUGGAAACGUACAUGGUGUAUACAAACCGGGUAACGUUAAGCUUCAGCCCACUUUGUUGGGCAAACAUCAGGCGUACGCAAGCCAGCAAUUGGGAGGAAAGGUGGAGAAGCCCUUGUAUCUUGUUUUCCACGGAGGCUCAGGUUCCACAAAGGAAGAGAUCAAGACUGCUGUCGAGAGCGGUGUGGUGAAGAUGAAUGUUGACACUGACACCCAAUGGGCUUACCUCGUCGGUAUACGGGACUUUGUCACCAACAAAUCUGGAUACCUUCAAAGUCAAGUAGGCAAUCCGGAGGGCGCUGACAAGCCUAACAAGAAGUACUACGACCCUCGUGUCUGGGUUCGUGAGGGAGAGAAGACACUCUCUGCACGUGUUAAAGAGGCCUGCGAAGACUUGGGCAACGUUGGGCAUCUCUAA
Molecule: messenger RNA, 1077 nt
Organism: Lentinula edodes (shiitake mushroom)
Lineage: Eukaryota; Fungi; Basidiomycota; Agaricomycetes; Agaricales; Omphalotaceae
Exons: 8
Coding region: 1-1077 (358 amino acids)
Biological process (GO): gluconeogenesis; glycolytic process
Cellular component (GO): cytosol
Molecular function (GO): fructose-bisphosphate aldolase activity; zinc ion binding
Source: RefSeq, a predicted model, not a curated record